Messenger RNA from Symbiodinium pilosum, 1340 nucleotides. The record is from the annotation of a GenBank genome assembly. Lineage: Eukaryota; Dinophyceae; Suessiales; Symbiodiniaceae.
GCAAACCUUCCAUCGCCACUCCUGCCAAUGAACUCCCUGGCAGUACUGACGUGAGCUUCCCAGUUGAAGUUCGAGGCCACAGAGUUACAGUGAACGAGUACAAUGAGCUUCAAACAUCCUUUGUCGCAGCCGGCCGAUAUCUCAUUGCGUUCGUCAACCCAGGCUCUGGCGAUCAGAGUGGCAAGCGGUUCGAGAGAUUGUUUGAAGCACUGCUGGGUCAAAACGGGAAGAUUUGCAAGCUUCCGUUUGAUUUAGACUCUGGGCUUGGCCUGGCUGGUGAUCUUCUUCGACAGCAUCGGGAUGUGGCCAUUCUAGCAUGUGGUGGUGAUGGCACUGUCACAUGGAUUUUAUCCGAGCUGAAUGCAAGGCGAGAGACCGCCUUCAAAGAUAUUCGGCUACCACCUGUAGGCAUCAUUCCCUUAGGCACUGGCAAUGACUUAGCCCGGUCUCUCGGAUGGGGCCCUGCCCUCACAGACAAUUUCCAGCUGCUUUCCUAUGUGCAGCGGGCUCUCAGGGCAGAAACUGUCCUGCUCGAUCAGUGGCAGCUCACCCUGAGACCGACCCACCUUCUGCCUCCGUCACUUCGCCAACGCGGAACGGUGGAGUUUGUCGGGUAUUUUACGAAUUACUUUUCCGUGGGGAUGGACGCGCAUACCGCAUACGAAGUCGGCAGAGUGCGGUCCUCCGCGCUGGGCAAGUGUUGCUUCAGAACGCGUUGCUGCCCGCCUUGCCGAUUCCUUCACGGGGGCUUGCUCUGUUACGCUCUCAAUGGGCCCAACUGUGCGAGAUGUUUGUGCUGCCGCACCCGUGCGCUGAACGAGGAUUUAGAGGUCAAGUUUGAUGAUGAUCCGGGUACAAUAACAUUCCCAACGUCCAUCCGUCAGUUUACACUGACGAACUUGAAUUCAUAUGGUGCAGGCAUGCUUCUGUACGGAAGCGAGACGGUCAGCAGUCAGGUCAGCCCGAACGAUGGGAAGCUGGAGGUUUUCACCAGACACGGUCCCUACGCAGUGAUUGGUAUGACCCUUGCCAAGAAAGUGCUGAAGGCCCCGUGUGGCAACGUCGAGAUUGCCUUCCAACCGCGGAGGGUGGAGAUGCGGCUGAAGAAAGGGCAGCAUUUCCAGAUGGAUGGGGAGCCGUGGGUUCUGAACGCUGCAUGCACGGCGGUGAUUGAGAGGCAUACCAAAGUGCGUAUGCUAUGCCCACAUGAAGAAGGUCAAGGAGCAGGUGUAUGGUCCGGAUGCCAAAAGCGGCACUUCUGGAACACACGGCAAGGUUCCGCGGCAUCAACGGGCGAGCAGGAGCUCUGUGCGUCCCUGGCAUCUCAGAGGAGCACAUAG